Molecule: messenger RNA, 2488 nt
Organism: Alexandromys fortis (reed vole)
Lineage: Eukaryota; Metazoa; Chordata; Mammalia; Rodentia; Cricetidae
Gene: Ccn3
Product: cellular communication network factor 3
Exons: 5
Coding region: 235-1308 (357 amino acids)
Biological process (GO): cell adhesion; signal transduction
Cellular component (GO): extracellular region; extracellular matrix
Molecular function (GO): integrin binding; heparin binding
Source: RefSeq, a predicted model, not a curated record
GCCCGGGCGCCACGCCCUAAGGAGAGCAGCCUUGGGGCCCAUCGCCAUGGCAACAGCGGAGCUCCUUCCACUUCUCCACCCAGCUGACUCCCCCCUACACCCCCCUUCCAGCGCAGCCAACCGGCUUGUGCGCGUCCCUGGAGCGCGCUAUAAAACCUGCACGGGUGGCUCUUGCUGCUCAGCCUGACCUGAGUGACGGGGCAGUCCCCAUUUCCAGCCCGUGACAGCCUUAGCAUGUGGAGGAUGCAGAUCGCGAGCACCUUCCUACGAAAGCGAUGCCUCUGCUUAGGCUUCUUGCUCUUCCUCCUCUUAAAUCAAGUAUCUGCAACCCAGCGCUGCCCAUCCUCGUGCCCGCUUCAGUGCCCCACUACACCGCCGACCUGCGCCCCUGGGGUGCGCUCGGUGCUAGACGGCUGUUCAUGCUGUCUGGUGUGCGCCCGCCAGCGCGGAGAGAGCUGCUCUGAGCUGAAACCCUGCGACCAGAGCAGCGGCCUCUACUGUGACCGCAGCGCAGACCCCAGCAACCAGACUGGCAUAUGCAUGGUUCUAGAGGGCGACAACUGUGUGUUUGAUGGGGUCAUUUACCGCAGCGGAGAGAAGUUUGAACCAAACUGUCAGUACCACUGUACCUGCAGAGAUGGGCAGAUUGGCUGCGUGCCCCGCUGCCAGCUGGAUGUACUGCUGCCCGGUCCUGACUGCCCAGCUCCAAGAAAAGUUGCCGUGCCUGGGGAGUGCUGUGAAAAGUGGACCUGUGGCCCAAAUGAGCAGGGGACACUGGGAGGCCUGGCCCUUCCAGCCUACAGACCAGAAGCCACCGUAGGGGUGGAAGUCUCUGAUUCCAGCAUCAACUGCAUUGAGCAGACCACGGAGUGGAGCGCGUGUUCUAAGAGCUGCGGCAUGGGCUUGUCCACCCGGGUCACCAACAGGAAUCGCCAGUGUGAGAUGGUGAAACAAAGUCGCCUCUGUAUGGUUCGGCCUUGCGAACAAGAGCCCACGCCAUCAACAGACAAGAAAGGGAAAAAGUGUCUUCGCACCAAGAAGUCCCUGAAAGCCAUCCACCUGCAGUACAAGAACUGCACGAGCCUACAUACCUACAAACCCAGGUUCUGUGGGGUCUGCAGCGAUGGCCGGUGCUGUACCCCCCACAACACCAAAACCAUCCAAGUGCAGUUUCAGUGCUCCCCAGGGCAAACCAUUAAGAAGCCAGUCAUGGUCAUUGGGACCUGCACCUGCCACUCCAACUGCCCUCAGAACAAUGAGGCCUUCCUCCAGGAGCUGGAGCUGAAGACCAGCAGGGGAGAAAUGUGACCGGUGUCAAAGCAAGCACCUGGGUGGAGGCAAAACGUUGCUGCUGCAUGGUCCAGCAUCACCUGCAUAUAAGAAACACAGUGAAGAGGUGUCCCGCGUAUGCUUCUGUGGUCAUGUGAGGUCAUUUGUAUGUGUCUUUUUUGAACAAAGGGGGUUCCAAAUGUAAACUUGGAAUCGAGGUAAGCUCAGGAUAUGCCUUAAGGGUAACUUACUUUCCUGUGUUGUUUAUUGCCAGUGUAAAUUUGUCCAUAGAUGGUUGAAUUUGUAGAGCGUUGCACUUACUUUCUGUGCACCAGUUCAAUUCCAAUAAAUAUCACAGAAACAAACGACACAGUGAUAUCUAAGAUCACACUGAACAUGUACAUAUCUAUCACCGCAUACUGAGGUUGACUUGAGGGACCUCUACUGAGCUCCUUGGGAUUGGUCAACUCUGCACUCUCACAUCUAAGAUUAAAGGAAGCAUUCAGCUCUUGAGCAUGAGGUUCAGAGACUGAUUCUCUCCUUACUGGUAGAAAACGUGCUGUAUCUACAGCAGUGGAAUGCCUGUUCACUAAGUGGGACUCGUGCCAUGGACUUCCUCCAUUGCAGACAAACUGACUCCUUUCCAGUCGAAAGAAGCUGAACCAAAACCUCCCAGUGCAGAGAUGACGGGACCUCUCAGCCCAUCACUUGUGUCCUAAAGGCUGCUGAGGCUCACUCCUUCGUGAUUCAGCAGGGAUUCUCUCAUACUCAAACAGUACACUGAGGACCAAGCCACCUAAUUACGAUCUCUAAUGACUUUCAAAUGUGCUCUUAGUGCCAUUUAGAGAAGGGAGGACAGAAUCCACAGAUUUUAUGAGCAUUUAAAGUGAUUGAAGACCUGCUUAAAAUAAAACCUUUGGUCAUAGUUAGGAAAACACAGGAUAUACAUUUGUACAUAUGUGUGUCUGAUAGAUGAAGAUCAUAACAUGUGCUACAAUUUGUGCAUCCCCCUAAUGCCGCCACACGUGAUCCCCUUUUGUCCUUCAAGUGUUUGUAAGAAUAUAAAUUAUACAUUUUUGUAAGAUACUCUUUUUAAUUUCUCCAGUUGUCAGACACGGCUUUUAAAGAGACGAUGUUAUCAGUGCGUGACUCUGGUAUCAGGUUCGUGUGACAAGUUUAAUGGUGUUUAUUGAAAAUAAAAUCCGUGAAUGAAAGCCUA